Messenger RNA from Ostrea edulis (European flat oyster), 7708 nucleotides. RefSeq lists its product as uncharacterized. Bases 5489 to 7531 code for a protein of 680 amino acids. The record is from RefSeq and is a predicted model, not a curated record. The transcript is spliced from 2 exons. Lineage: Eukaryota; Metazoa; Mollusca; Bivalvia; Ostreida; Ostreidae.
GCCAUGAUUUGAACAAACUUGAAUCUGCACUAUGCCAGGAAACUUUCAUGUAAAUCUAAGCUUUUCUGGCCCAUUGGUUCUUGAGAAGAAGAGUUUUAAAUGACUCCACCCUAUUUUUGCAUUUUUACAAUUAUCUCCCCUUUGAAAGGGAUAUGGCCCUUAAUUCAUUUGAACAAUCUAGAAAGUCCUUCACCCAAGGAUGCUUUGUAACAAGUUUGGUUGAAAUUGGUCGAGCGGUUCUUGAGAAGACAUCGAAAAUGUGAAAAGUUUACAACGCCGACGACAGUCAACGGACUGCUGCUGCUGCUGAAGAUUUUUAAUACUAUGAUUUUUCCACAUUUUACAUAUUGUUGUACUAUAUGGAGCAAUCCAAGAAAUGCUGAAAAUGUGAAUAAGCUUUUUAUAUUGCAAAAACGAGCUGCAAGGGUAAUUCUUAACAUCAGAAAUUUUGAAACACCAUCUAAUGUCAUGUUUACAGAACUUAACUGGUUGCCUCUAUCAGAUUACUUUGUCUAUAGAAAAGUCAUUUUAGUGUAUAAAGUUUUACAUGGUUUAAUGCCAGAUUAUUUAAAUGUUUUUAAAUAUGUAUCAGAAGUCAGUCAGAGGCAAACUAGAAAUUCUUAUUCAAAUAUCUUGUAUAUACCCAGGGCAAAAACAGAAUAUUAUAGAAGAUCUUUCAGCAUUUCAGGGAGCACAGUGUGGAAUGCCUUGAGUCAAAACAUAAGAAACUCAACGAGUGUUGCGUGUUUUAAGAGAAAUUAUCUUAGAGAUUAUCACCAUACUUUUUAAGCUUCAUUUUGUAUUCUAUUUAUCUUACAUUCAUAAUUAUUUCUUAAGUUUAUAUGUAUUCUACUUCUUUUAAUCUGUGUUUAUUUUACUAAUAUCUGUCUGUAUGUAUGUUAUAUGCAGGACCAUAUUGAAAACUAGCGUUAUCGCUAAAUAUGUAAUCCUGGUUAAAUAAAGGUCUUAUUAUUAUUAUUAUUAUAACGGACAAAUUUUGAUCAGAAAAGCUCACUUGAGCCUUUGGCUCAGGUGAGCUAAAAAGGAGCUAGGACAGUAAGAAUUUUUUUUACCACAAUACCCUGGCUACAUAUCCUUAUACAAGUCUAUUUUCACAGCAAAUGUAAUUGUGGUAGUAGUAGAUCAAGUUUAAGCAUUUUGUUAUCAAGAUUUGCAUCAGGAAUUUUACACGUUCGUAACACCUUUCAUCUCAAAGGUUCAAAAUCAUUAAUGAUUGUGAUCAUUAUAUUGCUACAUGUAUUUUAUUAAAAUAAAUGGAAUUGCUAGUGAAUAGCAUUGGUGUUUAUUUAUGAUUCAAUUUGAUUUUAUUUGUGUACAUAAAUGAAUUUCUUCAUCCUUGGAGUUGGUUUGGACUUUGAAAAUAUCAUGGAUGAAACAGAUGCAGGUUGAAAAACCUCUUCGGUCAUAUUUUAAAAAGCAUUUAAAAUAAGAGGAAAAAUGUUUUAUAUUACGAUAUCACGGAGGUGACAGGAGCCUAUUGUUUAUUAUUGACCAAAGGACUGUGGCUCAGAGGUACACUGUGUACAAUACAGGCAAAUGGCAGAGGAUUCAGAAUUAUUACAAUAUGUAAACAUAUAUUAUCAGACAAAUAUAAAGUUUAGAAACUAAUAAAUCUAUAAGCAACGAAAAAAGAAACCUCAUUAAUGACAGUUAACAGAUAGUGCUUCUCUUUGUUUUGUAGCUUUCACUAAAUACUGACAAAGCUUAUGAAUAGUUUUAAAGUUAUAUACAAACAAGAUGCCCAAUGGCCACACUGCUCACCUGAGUUACCAUGGCCCAUAUUACAAGAUUUUCUUUAUAUAUUCGCAUGUAAAACUUUGAUCCCUAUUGUGGCUCUAAUUUAAUUCCAGGGGCCAUGAUUUUUACAAAAUUGAAUCUGCACUAUGUCAGGAAGCUUUCAUGUAAAUGUAAAAUUCUUUGGCCCAAUGGUUCUUGAAAAGAAGAAUUUUAAAGAUUUUCCCAAUAUAUUUGUAUGUAAAACUUUGAUCCCCUAUUGUGACCCUAUCCUAUCCCCAUAGAAACCAUAAUUUUAACAAACUUGAAUCUGCAUUAUGCCAGGAAUCUUUCAUGUACUUUCCUGGCCCAGUGGUUCUUGAGAAGAAAAUGUUCAAAGACUAUACAUAUAUAUUCGCAUGUAAAAUUUUGAUCCUCUAUAGUGGCCACAACCUACACCCCCCAGUGGUCAUGGUUUUAACAAACUUGAAUCUGCACUAUGUAAGAAAGCUUUCAUGUAAAUUUCAGCUCUUCUGGCCCAGUGGUUCUUGAGAAGAUUUUUAAAUGACCCCACCCUAUUUUUGCAUUUUGUGAUUAUCUUCCCUUUAUAGGGAGCAUGGCCCUUCAUUUGAACAAACUUGAAUCCCCUUUACCCAAGGAUGCUUUUUGCCAAGUUUGGUUGAAAGUGGCCCAGUGGUUCUGGAGAAGUCGAAAAUGUAAAUUAAAGUUUACAAACAGACAACAGACAAUCAGAAAAGCUCACUUGAGCUUUCAGCUCAGGUGAGGUAAAAAGUGAUACCACCUUGACCUUGAAAAACAGUAGUCAUCCUCUGUUUGACAUAAGGUGUAUGUGUACCAAGUUUGAUGGUCCUAAGCCCCUAUAGUUCAGUCUCUAUUCUGCCUAUAAGAUACUGUAGAUAGAUACUACGACCUUGACAAACAAUCGGCAUCGCCUUCCCCUCAGGUGAUCAAACGUACCAAGUUGUAAGAUCCUGGAGCUUACGGUUCAUUUUGCAUACAAGGUCCAGAAAGAUGGAGCCAUACCAUUACACAUUCCGUCUUUGACAAGCGUAUACAAAUACAGACACAAACGCGUAUUCAUUUUGUCCCCUAUGGUCACAAGUUCUCUAUAGGUUUCACUCAACGUUAUUUUGCAAUUUCAUAAACACAUAUUGAUAUCUAAUCAAAUAUCUGACUAAAAUAAAGGGUGUCAGUAAUGUUUUUAAUUCAGAAUGCAGAUACAUACAAUUGUGUAGGAACUUAGACCACUAAAUAUACUGAUAAGUUACUGCCCUUCGACCAUAUAAAAUCAAUAAUACAAUAAUCUUAAAAGUGUACCUACAAUUCAUAAUCAUUUACGGUUCACUUCUUUUAUUGACACUUUGUUCAGUUGACUGAAUUAAAUUGAACUACAUUUCAAACCGAGAUUCAAUAGCACAGUAUUGAUCACCAUAAUUAAAGUUUUUAAUUCACCAUUCAAUUGUUUUUUAUUACUGUUGAUAUAAUCUUUAUGGAUUACAUUUUAGUUAGUUUGUAUUAUUCAAUAUUGGAUAUUUACUCCAUAUAUCUAGAUUAUAUGUUACUUCAACUUGUUUAUACAGUGGAACCCCGUUAUUACGUUUUCCAUUUUGUCACGAUAAAAUAACGUAAUACCGGGGGCAACGUAAUAAACGUUCCCAGUUAAAUCCGUUAAAAAAAAAAAAAAUCAUUUGGAAAUUGUAUAUCGUCCGUUGGUACUCCGUGACGGGGUGUGUGAAUAUAUCUUUACUGUUUCUUUGUUUAAAAGACUAUGAUACUUUGUUUUAUUUACAUCUUAUCUUUAAUGUCCGUAAUUCUUCUUGUUCUUAUCCCUUUUCUUUAUUUCGGUGUAGGAUACAUAAGGAUGUUUUGAUAAACGUUGCUUUUUCUGCAUUCGUUUGGACCGCCAUUUUGUUCAACUUUAAAACAAUGCGUUCAUGUAAAUUUCUCUCAAUAACUCGUUCCGGUUCGUAUUCAACAUUCGUAUUUAAAAAAUAACAAAACAUCGUUUUUAUUAAGUUCUCUAAUUACACAAUACACAACACAAUAAAAAAAUCCCACCCAAAAAACAACAAAACUAUAGACACAAAACGCACACGAUACCCAACACUUACACACUUCUCACCAAUGAUAAACAUGCAGUGCACGGAGAACAAUUUAAGCGCAAUCCACAUAAAAAAAUUAUAUAAUGAUGCACGAACAUUUCAUUUAUAACGCUAAAUGAUGGCACUAAAAUCACGUGCGCAUCAAGGGAUUUUAAAAUAUUCACUGAGGUAAAUGCCGUGCACGAAUCGGCCGAUAGAUUGGUGUAUGUAUGGACGAGAUUUACGAACACCCAAGCUGCAUGUCCAAACAACGAACAAUUUUUUUAAUUGAACACCUUUAAUCACCUAUGUCCAAGCAAUUACCCAAGCGGUUGUAACAUUGCUACGAUAAAUCUUGUCUUUCUUGUUUGGUACCAAAGCUGUCCGUAAAUAGAGUUUUAAUAGCGAAGGUAAUCACACUAUCCUGAACACGCAGGUGGUUGAGAAAUUAUUUCUUUGAUUAUCAAAAUAUGAAAAAUGAAGUAAAUUUCAUUGAGUACAAUUUCUAAAUAAACAUUAUUUAAUUGUUUAUCACUGGCUUCUAUACGGGGUAUUUACCUGUAUUGAUGUCGCUAGAUCUAUCGAAGCGUGAUCAGUCAAGCGUCUCUAAUCCCCAAUCAGAUCAGAAAAUUUAUGUGGUGACUGCCUCAGGCAGUCAAGGUGUGAAUGGCUUAUUAUUUUGAGAAUCAUUAUUGAAUAAUUAGGGGUUUAUUACGUUUUUGUCGGAAUUUUUACAACGUAAUAUCGAGUCCCGGCAUUUUAGGACAACAUAAUAACGAGGUCUAUUUUAUAUAGGUUUGUUAAGAAAUGGUUUUGUGCUUUGAAAUUCCAACAUAAUAUGCGGACUAACGUAAUAAUGGGGGAACGUAAUAACGGGGUUCCACUGUACAAUGCAUACUAAGGCUUUUAAUGCUAUGAUGUUGAAAGGUCACAUUAAUACAAUGAAAUGAUAAUUUGGUAGAUGUGGUUGAUAAAAAGCAUUUCUAUAUUUAGUAUCCUAUCAGAGUUUAACUAGUGAAUCGUAUCUUCCAAAUUGUGUUAUCGAGUAUAUAACCUCAAGCACUUUUAGUAUUUCAGCUGGGCUCGAUCUUUACCACACCUUGGAACAAGGUAACUUAAUUGGAGUAGCCUAGCUUGCACGGUUGAUCCUAAAUAAGCUACCAUUAAAUUGACUCAUUUUCAGUAUUUCAAUUGAUUAGAAUUUUUCCUACCAUGAUAAUAACUAUUAUUUUCUCUUUUUUUGUCAUUAGAACCUUAGAAUUUAUUAUCUAAAAAAAAUAAAAUCAACUUUAUAUUGCUUUCAUUUCAAGCCUGUACCAAGCGGAUUCACUCACUUUGGUUUUUCAUGGAAUAUUUUCACAAUGCAAAGUUGAAGCAUUAAAUUACAGGUAGACAAGUUCAACUCUACUACAAUGAACAGAAUUGAUCAAUGAAACAUGAAAGGUUUGUCAAUGACAGGAAAUAUAUAAAAUUUACAAACUUAGUGAAACCUCAGCAAAUGUUUACAAUCUGUUUACAAUUAGAUAAUUAUAAACAGCUGAUUGCAUCAUAAGAUUAGGAAAGUCUGAAACAGGUACAUGUAAGUAGCCUAAAAUGAAAGUAGAUAAAGUGGGACUUUCCACUCCUGAAAAUACCCACAUUCAUACCUAACAAUGGAGUCCCCUAGUUUCACACCCCAAAUUGAAACAGGUAUACAACAUAUGUCAGAGUCCGUGUUUGUGGGACUCUGUCGUACAGUGGGGACCUCACAACAGGUGACAAUGCGGAGAGAUAUGUUAGACAUUAAGCAUAUGGUGAGGAAUAAAGUAACAACAAAUAACCGGAACACAGUGAUGUGGAGUGGAAGUUACAGAGAGGGGUUCAGAAUGAAGGGAUCUGAUGUGGAUGGCAUGUUUUGGUUUAAUGAACGAGUGAUUUGGGACUCAUCUCAGACCCAGUUUUACAAUGUACACAGACAACCCCUGAUUCUCUCUGUUUCUUCUGAAAGUCCACCCGGAUUUACUUUACUUCAAUUACUGACACCAAGAGCAAGGAGAAGAGUUAUCUCAGCAUUAGUCACAAUGAAUGGUAGACAUUAUAUAUCUAGUUCUAAGUACAGAGAGAUCACAUGUUCUGUUAUAAUGCCUAACUCUACAGUCCAUGGUCCAUGUGGUAGUGGAGCUAUAGGAGGAUUACUAGAAUAUGACACUGCUUUCUGUUUUGCUUGUGACUUUUGGCCUCCAUCUGCCUCCUCAUGGAUAGACAGAUGUCACACAUGGCCCCAGCCACAGGUUGUUAGGGACAUAGUCAGAAGUGGAUGUCACUUUGUAGCAAUAGGACACAAAUUAGGAAAUCAUGAAAGCAAUGAAUGGAGAAUUUCAUUUUCUUUGGCAGAACAAAAACUUGUGUACUCAAUGAACCACUGUCAAUUCUUAACCUAUGGUUUGCUGAAAUUGUUCUUAAAAGAAGUCAUUAACAUUGGAUUAGGUGAUAAUGAGAAAUUACUGUGUUCCUAUCACAUGAAGACAGCAGUUUUCUGGAUGAUUCAACAAAACAAAAUACCCAACUGGUGUCCACAGAAUCUCCUAAAAUGUUUCUGGUACUGCUUUAAACUCAUCCUUAAAUGGGUGUAUGAGGGAGUCUGUCCCAACUUUUUCAUUCCGGAAAACAACAUGUUUCUCAGUAAUAUCCACGGUGAAGCACAAAACAGAUUAUUUGUUAGACUGUUUGGUUUUUAUGAAAAGGGUUUAGCAUCCCUGCUACACAGUCCCUCCCUCAGGUUCUAUCUUGUAAAUGUCCUUUGUAACCCCAGACUCAGAAUUUGUACAGACGAACACACUCUGAUAUCUGAGAUUGAGUUUGAUAGGGAAAUGUUCAGUGAGAUAUAUAGAAAUUCAGCAUUCCCAUCAGACCUCUACUUCAAUAUGAAGAACUUAAACACAGUAGAACAGUUGACAGUCUCACCCCUGACACAGUAUCAAGUUGCCAUGUUACAGGUACUUACAGCCUCCUUCCUUCACAAAGUUGUUUUUAAAUUACAAAACAUGUACUGCAGCACCACUGAAAACAAGCUGAUGUAUAUUGCUGACAGAAUGUCCUCUCACAUGUUGAAACUCACAGCCAAGUUUGGGUGUAUUUCUGACAGGUUGUACAUUGCAAUGUAUUAUUACAAGACACUCAGAUACACAGAAGCUUUGUCUGUGAUAGAGAUGACAAAGGUCAACUUAGCUCAGCCAUAUGUGAUGUAUAACAGGACAGUAGACACAGAGAGGUAUACCGAGGCUGUAGGGGGACAGUCCUGGUCUACAAAGUUAAGACAUGCUGUAGCAUGGAAUAUCGAAUUAAACAACAGUAUCAUUUAUAUCAAUGAAUUAAUGACAGAGCAGGAUGUUUCCUUACAGAACCAUUGCUCUGUAUUGUCCAUCCCACCCCUAGUUGUGUUACACAUGAUGGAGUUCUUGUGUUACAGACAUAUUAACACAAUGAGAGCACAAACAGCUCUUAAUGAUCUACAGGUCCUAGUUCACCAUGAUCAGGGGGUGUAUGUAGGUGUGAACUUUAGAGACAUAUCAUGGCAGAUCCUGGGUAUCUGUCAACAGAUCUCGGGGAACCUCCAGGCUGCUCUAUACUCCUACCAACAAUCACUCAGACAAAUUCCAUUCCAUGAAAUACAAAGUGCUACACUAAUGAGAAUAUGUGAACUCAGACACAUUUAAAUAGUCCAUGGCUUUAACUAAUGAGAAUACGUGACCUCCAAUAUGGACAUCAUAGUUCAUAAGCCUUUAAUUCAACUACUGAGUGACUGUCUGAAUUAUCAGUAAAGCAAAUGUGUUAAUUAAGGAAAUUUCAGAUGUUAUUAGUUACUUGAUGUAGAUUAAAUAUGAAAAGAUUUA